AUUGUUUUCCUCCGCGCUCCGCGGCUGGACUCGGACCCAGGGCUCUCCCGACAGCGCCCCGGACGCCAGAUUCGAGCACCAUCCGAUUCGGACGCUCAUCGCAGCUGGCCGGAGCCCAACCACGGAUUGCGAACUCAGCGCGGCGCGUGUCCGAGGGCCGUCCGCGGCGAUCUCGAUCCCGCUGACCCGGAUCCCCGAGUCAGAGGUUUCCUAUCCCCCUCACGCCCCCACAGGAGUCACCACCCCAGGGCCAGCAUAUGGGUGAGGGGGCACCCCCUGGGGCCUGAGCUGCCCCGCACAGGAUGCCCCGUGCCCCCCACUUCAUGCCCUUGCUGCUACUGCUGCUGCUGCUCUCGCUUCCCCAUACCCAGGCCGCCUUUCCCCAGGACCCCCUCCCUCUGUUGAUCUCUGACCUUCAAGGUACUUCCCCAUUAUCCUGGUUUCGGGGCCUGGAGGAUGAUUCUGUGGCUGCAGAACUUGGGCUGGACUUUCAGAGAUUCCUGACCUUGAACCGGACCUUGCUAGUGGCUGCCCGGGAUCACGUUUUCUCCUUUGAUCUUCAAGCCCAAGAAGAAGGGGAGGGGCUGGUGCCUAACAAGUAUCUAACAUGGAGGAGCCAAGAUGUGGAGAACUGUGCCGUGCGGGGAAAGCUGACGGACGAGUGCUACAACUAUAUUCGUGUUCUUCUUCCCUGGGACUCCCAGACGCUCCUCGCCUGUGGAACGAACUCAUUCAGUCCUGUGUGCCGCAGCUAUGGGAUAACUUCGCUGCAGCAGGAGGGUGAGGAGCUGAGUGGGCAGGCUCGAUGCCCCUUUGACGCCACCCAGUCCAACGUGGCCGUCUUUGCAGACGGCAGCCUGUACUCAGCCACAGCUGCAGACUUCCAGGCCAGUGAUGCUGUAGUUUACAGAAGCCUUGGGCCUCAGCCCCCACUCCGCUCCGCCAAGUACGACUCCAAGUGGCUCCGAGAGCCACACUUUGUCCAUGCCCUGGAGCAUGGAGACCAUGUCUACUUCUUCUUCCGCGAGGUCUCUGUGGAGGAUGCCCGGCUGGGGAGGGUGCAGUUCUCCCGAGUAGCCCGAGUGUGUAAACGUGACAUGGGCGGCUCGCCUCGGGCCUUGGACCGCCACUGGACAUCCUUCCUGAAGCUGCGGCUCAACUGCUCUGUCCCUGGGGACUCUGCUUUCUAUUUUGACGUUUUACAGGCCUUGACUGGGCCUGUGAACCUGCAUGGCCGCUCUGCUCUCUUUGGGGUCUUCACCACCCAGACCAAUAGCAUCCCUGGCUCUGCUGUCUGCGCCUUCUACCUGGAUGAGAUUGAGCGUGGGUUUGAGGGCAAGUUCAAGGAGCAGCGGAGUCUGGAUGGGGCCUGGACUCCUGUGUCUGAGGACAGGGUCCCCUCACCCAGGUACCCGAGAUGGAAUGGCUUUUGUGGGGGCAGAUGCUGCUUGCUUCUGCAAGACAGGAUUAUGAGGAGGGGGCCAGGAUCCUGUGCAGGAAUAGGGGGAGCUGCCUUGUUCUCCUCUUCUCGAGACCUCCCUGAUGAUGUCCUGACCUUCAUCAAGGCUCACCCACUGCUGGACCCCGCUGUGCCGCCUGCCACCCAUCAGCCUCUACUCACUCUCACUAGCAGGGCCCUACUGACCCAGGUAGCUGUGGAUGGCAUGGCUGGUCCCUACAGUAACAUCACAGUCAUGUUCCUUGGCUCCAACGAUGGGACAGUGCUUAAGGUGCUGCCCCCAGGUGGGCAAUCUGGGGGACCUGAGCCGAUCCUCCUGGAAGAGAUUGAUGCCUACAGCCCUGCCCGGUGCAGUGGGAAGCGGGCAGCCCUAACAGCACGACGGAUCAUAGGGCUGGAGCUGGACACUGAGGGUCACAGGCUCUUUGUGGCUUUUUCUGGCUGUAUUGUCUACCUCCCUCUCAGCCGGUGUGCCCGGCAUGGGGCCUGUCAGAGGAGCUGUCUGGCUUCUCAGGACCCAUACUGUGGAUGGCACAGCUCCAGAGGCUGUGUGGAUAUCAGGGGACCUGGUGGGACUGAUGUGGAUCGGGCUGGGAGCCAGGAAUCCAUGGAGCAUGGUGACUGCCAAGACGGAGCUACUGGGAGUCAGUCUGGCCCUGGGGAUUCUGCUUAUGGCGUGCGCCGGGACCCGCCCCCAGCCUCAGCCUCCCGCUCGGUCCCCAUCCCACUCCUCCUGGCCAGUGUGGCCGCAGCUUUCGCUCUGGGCGCCUCAGUGUCUGGCCUCCUGGUCUCCUGUGCUUGUCGCCGCGCCCACCGACGUAGAGGCAAGGACAUCGAGACUCCGGGGCUCCCGCGCCCUCUUUCCCUCCGCAGUUUGGCCCGGCUACACGGUGGGGGCCCAGAGCCCCCGCUGCCGUCCAAGGACGGCGACGCGGUGCAGACGCCGCAGCUGUACACCACCUUCCUGCCGCCUCCCGAGGGCGUGCCCCCGCCGGAGCUGGCCUGCCUGCCCACCCCCGAGUCCACGCCGGAGCUGCCGGUCAAGCACCUCCGCGCCGCUGGGGACCCCUGGGAGUGGAACCAGAACAGGAACAACGCCAAGGAGGGCCCGGGCCGCUCUAGGGGCGGAAACGCGGGGGGCGGGCCCGCGCCCCGCGUGCUGGUGAGGCCGCCACCGCCCGGCUGUCCCGGGCAGGCCGUGGAAGUCACCACCCUGGAGGAACUGCUGCGCUACCUGCACGGCCCGCAACCGCCCAGGAAGGGGGCCGAGCCCCCACUUCCCUUAACCUCGCGGGCGCUCCCGCCCGAGCCCGCCCCCGCCCUCUUGGGCGGCCCCAGUCCCCGGCGCCCGGAGUGCGCCCCGCCGCUGAGGCUGGACGUGCCCCCCGAGGGCAGGUGCGCCGCUGCCACCGCCCGGCCCGCGCUCUCCGCCCCCGCACCCCGGCUGGGCGUCGGAGGGGGCCGGAGGUUGCCUUUCUCCAGCCACCGGGCCCCCCCUGCCCUGCUCACUCGAGUCCCCUCGGGGGGUCCCUCCAGGUACUCCGGGGGGCCCGGGAGGCACCUCCUGUACCUGGGCCGGCCCGAGGGCUACCGGGGCCGCGCCCUGAAGAGGGUGGACAUGGAGAAGCCCCAACUGUCCCCGAAGCCUCCCCUCGUCGGGCCCUCCUCCCGCCAGGCCGUCCCGAACGGCGGCCAUUUCAACUUUUAAAGGGAGCGGCCCCCGGCCUCCAGCGGAGCGCGGGCGGGGUGGGGAGUCCUCUCGGCCGCGAGCGGGACGCUCUUCAGGACGCCUCACCGCCCCCUCGCCCCCUCGCCCCGCACCUCCAGCCUUCCCGACUCGCAGAGCCUCCCGAGGCCCCUUUCCGCCUCGGGUCUAUUUAUUGACUGCCGACUGGCCUUCCCCCUGCCCUCGAGAGAGGAGUGGGAGGUGAGCCAGCACUUCGCGGGGAGCUGGCGGACUCCCACUCCCCGCUCCCUUCCAGCCAAGCUGCCUUAACUCGCCCCUCGGGGCGCCCCCAGAGACUGGCCCCAGGCGGGCCGCGCGCGUUGUGUCCGAGUCCUCGGGCCUCCGGGGCUGGGACGUGCCUCUCCUACUGUGUAGGAGCCUCCGCUUCCCAAUACAGCCGUGUCCGCAGCCGCUGCCUGCUUUACUCGGGCCGGGGAGGGCGGCAGUCGGUCGGCUCGCUCGCGGCGCCCUCGCCCUUCGUCGGGCCCUGGGCUCUCCCGGGUAAUGGGAUGGCUGCGGUCCCGCCGGGGCGAGUCAGGAAAGGGCUACUGAAGGAAGCGAGCGGACUAUUGGUGCCGAGGUGAGCCUGGGCCCGGGGACCCGGGAGAGCUGGGGUGGGCCUGGGGACGGCCCUCGGAGCUCGCUCCCGGAUCGAGGUAAGAGGGACCUGCUGACAGGCCGAGUCUAUGGGAUGCGGCGGGGGAGGGAAUUUUUUGAGAAAUAAAAUGAAGCUGCAGCGUACGUUAACUGAAGUUCCACAUCAGAAAAUCUUGUCCUGAGACUGCCUAGAAGAGUUUGGGUCGCAGGAGGGGUAGGCUGCAAAAAACGCAAACGAUUCGGCCCUGUUGGAGGCAAGGUUCUGCCCGCAGCUCUUCCCUGAGGAGUGGCCUCCGCGGAGAGCGGGAGGGGGCGGGAGCGCGCGCGGCGUCACACGCAUGCGCAGCCACCCCCCCCCCGCCCCCCGCCGAGGCGCCUCCGCCGCGCUCGAGCCCCGCGCGCCCGGGAUCAGCCAGUGUGUGGCGUUCCUGAUGCUCGCUUUGCUCCGGUUGGAACUGGCUGCCCGUCCUGGGACUGGCUGCGUUAUCCCCGGCACCACUGGGAGAGAUGAACAGAACCACCUGCACCGCCCACCACCCUCGCGCUAACGACGCUUAAGGCCUAAUGCCGGCGGCGGCAGUUGGUGCGAAUUUACAAAUCGGGUUUUUCACCCGUUCGUAGCUGCAGUGUCCGCCCAGUUCAAGCCUCACAUUCUCCCGCUGGCGCCGCCUGGGGGCCGGGCCAACUCACUGCUGCUAAGGAAGCCUCCUCAGUCCCUUUUCCCGUUUGCUACCUAGAAGUCCUCCGCGAGAAACUGCUGAGGAUAAUUAAGGGAAGAACCCUGAGGUUGUUCCUAGUUCCGCCCUUUACUACCUGAGAUUAUGACGGGUCAAAACUCCUCCCGGAGCCUCCAUUUGCUCAUCUGAAAAAUGGGGUUGAGAGGCUCAAGUACUAGAAUGUGAAAAAGCUUUCUAAAGGCAUGGCAUGUUGUGAGAUAGUAUUUCCUCCAAACUCACGCAUAGGCUAUUCCUAUUCCUAACUUUGCGAUCUGCUUUUACUAGGCAAUCCCUUUCCCUUUGUAUCCUUAGAAUUUUCAUCUAUAGGUUUUGCCCUCAGGGUUUUUUAAUGCCCUCUGAACAUUACUCCUAUUUCAGUUUAGAUUGGCCAAAUUUGGUUGUCCUCCAGAGUCUGACCCCUUUUUGCUUGGCUCUUGUUUCAACAGCUUAGAGUGGUCCUUUAGUCUCAGUUUUUCCCGUAUCGGAUGCCUUAACCUAAAGCAAGGUGCUUUGGGGCCAGUGUUAGUUUCCUAGAUACUGGAGGAAAGUAAGCAAGCAAGGAAGGAGUAGAGAAUCCAGUCACUUGACUUCAUUAUCCUCUUCCAACCGAGAUUUUAAAGCAAGGACAAGGCAAAAAUUUCAAGGCUGCAGCCUUUCACAGUCCUCUGAGGGACAAAACGCAAAUACAGUUCUUGGCCCGAAGGUGGUCACAAACAAAAGGGGUAAAUGAUCCUAAAUGUAGACCUAAAAGAGAGAUACAUGCAAUGGAAAUUUAAUCUUGUAAUUCUUUGCAGGCAGUAGUCAUUUAUAGGUUAAAGUCCUGGUUGUAGUUUAAUUGUAAAAUAUGUUCAUUUAUUAGUAUUUAUCAGUAUGGUGACUUCUUUAGCCAAAGAGUGUCUAAACUGGACUCUCGGCGCUAACAGAAGUAACUAUGUUGCAGUGACAGCAACAGUCCUUGGUCUCUACCACUUUUCGAUGUGACCUUGGCAGUUCAACUACCCUCUUUGAGGCUGUGUUUUGGUAAGAAAUGGAAAGAACAUAUGCCAACAGGGAUUUGUAAAGCACCAUAUAAAUAUAUAUAUUUAAAUUAA
Sapajus apella (tufted capuchin) is the source of this 5589-nucleotide messenger RNA. RefSeq names its product semaphorin 6C (gene SEMA6C). Gene Ontology annotation, biological process: neural crest cell migration; negative regulation of axon extension involved in axon guidance; positive regulation of cell migration. Bases 303 to 3167 code for a protein of 954 amino acids. The record is from RefSeq and is a predicted model, not a curated record. Gene Ontology annotation, molecular function: chemorepellent activity; semaphorin receptor binding. NCBI's taxonomy places the organism in Eukaryota, Metazoa, Chordata, Mammalia, Primates, Cebidae. The transcript is spliced from 19 exons.